UUAAGACAAGGCUGACUUCUCUCUCUUCUCAUUUUCAGAGCUCAAACUCCAACUUAGAACAUUAGAGAGAGAUCAGAGAGAGAGAGAGAGAGAGAGAGAGAUCUGGGUCUAAUCCCAAGACCCUCUUCCGUUUUCGAUCCAAGCAAUUCUCUAACAUCAUCAACUCGUGCUGGGUGUUUGCAGAAGAUUCUGAAGCGAUCAUGACAGGUUACUCGAGAAGAAAAUCUCGGAGAGUCACUGGGUUCAUUGCUCUUCUUGUUCUAUUUCUUCUGCUAUUUAUGUUUCUUACCUCAUCAUCGUCUUCGUCUUCUUCUGAUCAUCAUCAUCAUCAUCAUCAUCAUCAUCACCAUGGGACUAUUGAACACUCCUCUCAUGGAAGCUUGGAGAGAUCCAAGCCAUCUUUCAGGCUCCGUCAUCAUGACUCCAAUGGCGGAUCAAGCGGAUCAGGAUACAGUAGAGGAAGUGAUAAUGUGUUCGAAGAUGGAAAAAGAAGAAUUUUUACAGGUCCGAAUCCUCUCCACAAUAGAUGAAUAUUGUGCUCUUUUUUUUUGGGUUUUGAUUGAUGAAAAUAAAGAGAUUGUGAACAAAAAAGUAUGAGAUUAUCCAAAGAUUGUUAAAUAUACGAUAUUUAUAUAUUCUCUCUCGCUAUUGUUAUUUUUUGUUUGGUUUAUACAUACAAAACUAUAAUCUUGUGUUUUUGUCCCAAAAAAAUCUAUGAAUGUGUACGUAGAUACAAUAAUCUUGAGUUG
Molecule: messenger RNA, 749 nt
Organism: Tarenaya hassleriana
Lineage: Eukaryota; Viridiplantae; Streptophyta; Magnoliopsida; Brassicales; Cleomaceae
Product: CLAVATA3/ESR (CLE)-related protein 22
Exons: 1
Coding region: 201-530 (109 amino acids)
Biological process (GO): system development
Source: RefSeq, a predicted model, not a curated record